AAAUCGAUUUGUGGGACUAUAAUAUUGACUAAAAUAUAGUAGGGAAUUUCGUUACAUGAAUAGUGUAGGUGUAAUCUCGCGUGAAUGUAACAGAGACUAUGGUCGUUAAUAAUAGUGCAUGUAUGUGCACUCACGUUGCAAUCGAAUUAAAUAAAAAUAAUCGAAGUGUACUCUCAAGAUGCAUGAGCGAUUAAUGUUCACCGAGACUUAUGGGAGCGAGAAAGACAGAUUUUUUGUCAAAUCAAAAGACGAGCAAUCGAUAACCGAAGUAUUGUCAGACACGACAAGGACCAAGUCUUUUUAUUCUGGUUUCGUAUCGAUUGUGAAAGAGGUAUUUUUACCUCAAGGAUAUCCCGACAGUGUUCAUCCCGAUUAUACUCUCUAUCAAGUAUGGGAUACAGUUCAGGCAUUUGCAAGUACCAUAAUGGGAACUCUAACAACACAUUCCAUUAUGCAAGGGGUAGGUGUUGGCGAGGCUGAGGCAACACCAUUAGCAGCAGCUGUAACAUGGAUACUGAAAGAUGGGACUGGAAUGAUCGGUCGCAUUGUAUUUGCAUGGUGGAAUGGGACAGAUUUAGAUGGACAGUGUAAAAAAUGGAGAUUUUUUGCUGACAUUCUUAACGAUUUAGCAAUGGGAGUAGAAUUGCUCUUACCUUAUUUUUCCUCCUAUUCGCUUGUAAUAUUGUGCAUUUCGACAGCAAUGAAAUCAAUUGUUGGUGUUGCUGGUGGAGCAACAAGGGCGGCACUUGUACAGCAUCUGGCAUUACAGAAUAAUUUAGCAGACGUUUCAGUCAAAGAUGGAAGUCAAGAGACAUGUAUAAAUUUAAUAGCAUCUUUUGUAGGAAUUUUAAUACUUUCUACUGUUCAUAGUGGCAGAUACGUAAUGGAACUCUAUCUCUUUCUGGUGGUAAUACAUCUAUACGCAAAUUAUUCGGCUGUGAAAGCAUUAUGUUUAAAUUCAUUAAACGAAGAUCGUUUCGCUUUAAUAGUAAAAAGUUACUUUACGAACGAAAUCAUUCCCGAACCCGCGGAGGUUAACAGAAAUGAAUCGGUGUUGUUGUUCACAAAACCUACAAGGAGUAUAUGUGGGUUUAAUGUAAAAAUGGGAGUCUCCUUGGCUAAUCUUAUACAAAAAGAUAUAAUACCAACAAGUUACACGGAAUUAUCGUUAAAACUUUUUUUAGAUAGAAAGUAUUUGAUUUCUAUCGAUGUACAGAAUAGAACUAUUUUUGUAUGCCUCAAAAAAGAUGCACAGCCAUACGACGUCUUAGAAGCAUAUUUUCAUGCUUGUCUUUGUGGAUUGUUUAUUUGUAUGUCUUUGAAAGUGCCACUUGAUCUUUUUUUAAAACCCGAAGUAAACGAUUUAUCGUACCCGUUAAUGCGUCUUUACGUACUUAAUAAGAAGUACUCCACUUCGAAUAAUGGCGUGCAGUCGUCAAAAGCCGUAGAAAGCAUUUAUGCUACUAAUUUAUUGAUUUCUAACGAAUACAAAGCAUUUAUUAGUGGCCUUGAAAGUAAAGGAUGGAUUACAGAAAUUAAUCUGUUGCCAGUAGCAGCUUGGAGAUUUUUAUAAAAAUCAUAAAAUGGUAAAAACAAAGCACGAAGAUUAAACAGUAAAAUAUUCUUGCUUUUUUUCUUGAUAUUAUUUACCUCGAUAAAAUUUUAUAAUU
Molecule: messenger RNA, 1670 nt
Organism: Colletes gigas
Lineage: Eukaryota; Metazoa; Arthropoda; Insecta; Hymenoptera; Colletidae
Product: RUS family member 1
Exons: 9
Coding region: 179-1573 (464 amino acids)
Source: RefSeq, a predicted model, not a curated record